Molecule: messenger RNA, 3025 nt
Organism: Acinonyx jubatus (cheetah)
Lineage: Eukaryota; Metazoa; Chordata; Mammalia; Carnivora; Felidae
Gene: SBK3
Product: SH3 domain binding kinase family member 3
Exons: 4
Coding region: 619-1710 (363 amino acids)
Biological process (GO): protein phosphorylation
Molecular function (GO): ATP binding; protein serine/threonine kinase activity
Source: RefSeq, a predicted model, not a curated record
UGUGGGGGGGACAGGAUGUCUCUGAGCUGUCACACACACCCCUGUCCCAGGCUCAGAGAAAGGGAGGGACAAAGGCUCUGAGAGAGAGAGUCAGGAACAAAGGCAGGAGGAGUGAGACAGAGAGACACUCGGGAGAGCAGGCCAGAGUGAGGCCGAGCGGGAGAACAGAAAAGUAGAGACAGGGAAGAACGGGGAGCCACGGAGUGUGGACUAUCCUGAAUGACAGACAGUGGGGACAACAGUGGGGACGAGAGAAGGGGCAGGGAGACCCACCCUGAGGCCUGAGAGCCGGGACAGGGAGGGAGGAGAGAGAGACUGAGAAAGAUAAUCACACAGAAGCAACGAUACUGCGAGGUCAGAGAGGGCAAGGAGGUUUGAGAGGGAGAGAGAGGCCGGCAGGAUAAUACAGACGGACACACAGAGACCAGGGCCGACAAAGAGACAAAAGUCGGGCGGAGGAUGUCACAGAAAUCCUGACCAGGCAGGGGGAGAUCGAGACAGGCCCUUUGACACGGGCUCUAGAUCUUAGUUCUGCUGGGCCUGUGGGGCCGGUGGGGCUCAGUGGACCCAGACAGGAGGUGGUUGCUCAAGGGCCGGCUGACACCAGGGGACCCUGACAUGGAGCUAAGGGACCCCAAGAACCAUGAGGAUGGGGACCCAGAGGAGGACACAGCUACGGCCCUCCAACGGCUCGUGGAGCUGACAGCCACCAGGGUGACCCCACUGAGAAAUCUGCGUGUUCAGUACCGCCUCAUCCGAAAGCUUGGCUCUGGCUCCUAUGGCCGCGUACUCCUUGCCCGGCCUCGCCAAGGAGGUCCUGCUGUGGCCCUGAAGCUCCUGCGUCGAGACAUGGUCCUGAGAACCACCUUUCUGAGAGAGUUCUGUGUGGGCCGCUGCGUCUCAUCACACCCAGGCUUACUCCAGACCCUAGCAGGACCCCUACAGACCCCCCGACACUUUGCCUUUGCCCAGGAGUAUGCACCGUAUGGAGACCUCAGCGGGAUGCUGCAGGAACGGGGCCUCCCAGAGCUGCUGGUGAAGAGGGUGGUGGCCCAGCUAGCCGGAGCCCUGGACUUCCUCCAUGGCCGGGGGCUGGUCCAUGCGGAUGUCAAGCCAGACAACGUGCUGGUCUUUGACCCUGUCUGCAGCCGUGUGGCCCUAGGUGACCUAGGUCUGACCCGGCCCGAGGGCAGUCCAACCCCUGCCCCACCAGGGCCACUGCCCUCCGCCCCACCCGAGCUCUGCCUCUUGCUGCCACCUGACACCCUGCCCCUGCGCCCAGCGGUGGACUCCUGGGGUCUGGGGGUGCUUCUCUUCUGCGCUGCCACUGCCUGUUUCCCUUGGGAUGUGGCACUGGCCCCUGACCCCGAGUUCGAGGCCUUUGCUGGCUGGCUGACCACCAGGCCCCAGCCGCCUCAACCACCACCCCCUUGGGACCAGUUUGCUCCCCCAGCUCUGGCAUUGCUCCAGGGGCUUCUAGACCUGGAUCCCGAGACUAGGAGCCCUCCGCUGGUUGUCCUGGACUUCUUGGGGGAUGACUGGGGGUUAGAGAGGAACAGAGAGGGGUCUGGGGGCUUGGGGGACAUGUCUGGUGAAGAUGGGGAGGAGGAGGAAGAGGGGGGAGUGAGCCUGGAAGAGGGGACAGAGGAGGAGGAGGAGCAGGAGGGCAAAGGUGGCAGGAGGAUGGGGACAGAUGGGGGAGCUCCCUGACCAGGUGACUGAGACAGGUGGCCACAGCCUGGGCCAGAGGCCCCUCCCGCAGCCUCCCUCCCCCAACCCUGGCCACCUGGAUGGAGACAGCUGCUCCCGGGAGGACAGGGAUGGAACAUACUGCAUCUCACCCUGCUGAGGGCUGGACUGGGGCGCACAAUUUCCCUCUCAGCCGAGGACCCAGGAGCCCAAGACCCAGCCCCUCCUCCCUCAGACCCGGGAGUCUAGGCCCCCAGCCCCUCUUCCUUCUGUCCUGAAUGUGUCUUCUUGAAGGAAGGCACUGUUUCCGCAGACGCAUUUCUGCAGUGCAGGGACAUGCUGAAUCCUCAUCAUGGACUUCUGAUGGGGUCACUCAUCCCCACCAAGACCCGGUUGACGCUCACUGUCCCUGUCACUAAAUCUGGGCUUUCAGGAUCUGACUGAAACCUGAUGAUGGACACCUCAUCUCCUUCUCCCAUUUCCCGGGGCUCUGGGUGACAUAUUGGGGAAGUCACUCAUUCUUUCUGGACCUAAAUACACACACACACACACACACACACACACACACACACACUUCCGGCAGCUACUUCUUGCGUCCUCCCCAAGAAUGCCGUUGUCCGCAGCUCAGUGCCUCCAAGAAGUGGACCUCUCCCCAGGCCCUCUCCAGCCUCGGGAACUUUUAUCCGGGUGACCUGUGUCUCCCAUCUUUUUCGGCCUCACCUCCUGUGCUGUCCAGGAUGGACUUGUUUUUGUUUCUGUUUUCUGUUUCGACAUCCUUUCCGCUCCCACAUGGCGAGUGCCCUGCGCCGGCUCCCUACGAGCACAGAGCACCAACGUGUGUGACUGUCCCAGGCGUGUGGACCUCAGAGCCGUCCAUGUGGAGGGCCACAGCUGCUUUGGAAGACCGUGCAUUCACCUGGGCCAGGCUGGGAGCCGUGUGCCCCACGACGCACACGCAGGCACACGUACCCCUUGCUUAUGAUGCUUCACACCUGCAGGGCAGGGGCUGCGUGCAUCUGGCCCCGGCACCCGCAGAGUCAGGAAUGGGAACUGCUCCCUCCACGGGAAUCUGUCCCUCGUGCCUUCUAGACUUAAACACGUGGGUCCACCAAGCACAGUGUGGUGUCCUGGAUUGGACCCGGGGACAGCGUAAGGUUGUUGGCGGAGGCGUCUGAGUGAUGAUUUCUUUGUUUGGACAAAUGUGGGGUCGUUGGCUGUGUCAGAUAUCAACCUGGUGGGGAGCGGGGGACGGCCCGGCAGUUCUCAGCACCAUCUUUCAGGCUGUUCUGGAAAUCUAAAGUUAUUCUGAAAUAAAGGUUUAUUAAAAAAAAAAAAA